Messenger RNA from Pararge aegeria (speckled wood butterfly), 2621 nucleotides. RefSeq names its product solute carrier organic anion transporter family member 74D-like. The transcript has 11 exons. Gene Ontology annotation, biological process: transmembrane transport; sodium-independent organic anion transport. Bases 104 to 2107 code for a protein of 667 amino acids. Gene Ontology annotation, cellular component: membrane. Lineage: Eukaryota; Metazoa; Arthropoda; Insecta; Lepidoptera; Nymphalidae. The record is from RefSeq and is a predicted model, not a curated record. Gene Ontology annotation, molecular function: protein binding.
UAGUAUAGUGCAUAGUGCAUAGUGAUUGCAUAGUGCACCUGACGUCGCGACUGUCACUGCGGGCGGGCAGGCUGGUCCCGUCCCGGCACCCCAAGACGGCGCGAUGAAAGGCGUCGAAGCGACACCAGAAGAACAGGAACGUUUAGCGACAGGAAACAACAAUGGCUCACUCGAUUGCAAACUACCACCAUCCAUACAGAAAGUUGGUCCGCGAUCAGCGUUCUACUCCACAAGGGUGUUUAUGCUGGUGUUCCUAUCGGGAUGGGUUCUUCAAGGCAUGUUCCUCACAUACUUCGUGAGCGUGACGACGACUGUCGAGAAGUUGUUCAAAGUCGGAUCGAAGACUACCGGAACUUUAUUGGCUGCGACGGAAAUCGGACAAAUCUGCACAGCGUUGUUCCUGACAUAUCUAGCUGGUCGAGGGCACAGGCCGAGAUGGAUAGCGUGCAUGAUGCUUGUGCUAGCUGUAGGAGUGAUCGGCUGCGUGGUGCCGCAUAUACUUUACGGGACUCAGUUGAUGGACGUGCAUUUAGACGCUCAUAGAGCUGGUGCCGCUCCCGUGUGCUCUACGGACGGGAAUUCCUCGUUAAUAACCUGUGACGCAGCGCAUGCUCAGAACACGGCGACACGGUCGUCGAUCACGGCUGUGGUGAUACCGUGGCUGUUUAUUUGCCUGUUGGUUGUCGGCGUGGGGCAGACCGGUAUCGCCACUCUCGGUAUACCGUAUGUCGACGACAACGUGGGCAGCCGACAAUCGCCAUUGUACAUGGCUAUCACUAUUGGGACCAGAGUUAUUGGACCAGCGCUAGGGUUCCUUCUCGGGGCCCUGUGCACGAGAGUUUACGUUGACCCGCUCGCUAACCCUGAGUACGAGUACAGUGAUCCAAGAUGGGUUGGCGCUUGGUGGCUUGGGAUGGUGUUUAUUGCGGGAUUCAUAGUGCUUCUUUCUAUAUUGAUGUUCUGCUUCCCGCGGCAGAUUAAAGAUACGCCACUUCCACUGCCGCCGAAGAUAAAAAAGGAGAAAAGCGAGCCGUUUUUCAAAGAUUUCUUCGCGACAAUCAAGAGGCAGCUCACGAACGACAUUCUUAUGUGGCGGACCGCUUCGUCCGUUCUGCACCUGAUGCCCAUCAGUGGUGUGUACUCGUACCUGCCCAAAUACCUCGAGCAACAGUUCCGGCUGCCCACGCACGAUGCCAACCUUGUCUCGGGUUUGGGUGGUAUUCUGGUGAUGGGGCUGGGCAUCAUCACAUCAGGCGUUGUGAUACUCAAGCUGGUGCCCACGGCGAGGCAAGUCUCCGCCUGGACUGCCGCUACUGCUGCUAUAUACAGUGUGGGUAUGGUGGUGCUAAUGUUCGUAAGUUGCCCCGAGGAGAGUUACCGCUCGCUCACUCCCGGCGCGUCUAACCUGUCGUGCAGUGACGCCUGCCACUGUGACGGAGCUCCGUAUUCACCCGUUUGCGGACAGGACGCCUUCACUUAUCAGUCGCCCUGCCAAGCUGGCUGCAUCAGCAGUAAGCAACUAGACAACAGCUCGUGGCUCUAUUACAACUGUUCCUGCAUCGACGUCGACCUUCGGGGAGAAAAGGCAAUUAAUACCAUAGAGCGGUUCGGUUUACACGACAAAGAGUACUACCCGUCAAUAGGCUUCGCGGUGACCGGCGAGUGUGGCGGCGGCGCGUGCAAACAAAUAUACGCGUUCAUUGCGAUAUUCGCGGCCAUCAUGUUCGUGCACGCCAGCGGUGAAGUGGGCGCUGUCCUUUUGAUCAUACGCUGUACGGAUAAACACGACAAAGCGAUGGCGAUGGGAGUGAUCCAGUUUGCGAUAGGAGUGUUCGGCAAUGUGCCGUGCCCCAUUAUUUUCGGCGCGGCAGUCGACGCGGCCUGCCGGUUGCGAGACCGGGCUUGCGGUUUACUGGGCGGUUGCGCUUCGUACGAUAGUGACAGUAUGAGGCACUUUUACCUCGGGUUAUCGGCCGGAUUAAUGUUCCUGGCGUUCAUAAUGGACAUGCUAGUAUGGAGCAAAGCUGGACGAAUAGAUAUGAAUCCCGCAGAUCGGGCUCCCGACGCGACUCCCCUACCCACUGCGCCGUCGGACACGCCUCUUUGACCGUCAUCACCGUCACCGCCGUCAUCACCGAAUUUACGGCAGCCGCGCAGAACUUUCUCGUACGAAUCCCAUCUUUAACUAUUUACAUUAUUGCACGACAGACGUAAAUGUUACGAAGCAGCAUUUAUGCCGAAUGAGUGUUGAUAGUUUUCGAUUAGUGUGCAAUAAAUCGUUCUAUGGUGCGAUUUUAACUGGAUUCACAUUUAAAUGCAACUGUUGAAUAUACUAUUAUUUAUCAUACAUUUGAUGAAUCGUUCAAUACAUGAGAUUUUAGCCGGGCUCACAUUUAAAUUAGGUCUUCUUGUCGUGACAUUCAUGUUGUGGAGCAUCAGAAGAGCGGUCAGCCAUAUUAAUUUGAUAUGCAUGUACAAGCCCCAUCAUAACAUAAAGACGUAUGCCAUGACAGUAAUGUGAAUCCGGCUUUAUUUAAAUGCCUUUUUUAUACUUGUUGAAUCCCAACAAAUUAUGGGUUCUCGACUUUUGAUAUCGAUUUUCUUAAUGGAGAAAAAUAGGC